AUCGUCUUCAUUCCUCCCAAAGCAUAGUCAGUGUUCUGCUCACGCGGUCAUCAAUACAGCCAGGUAGUCAUAUUUCAUUGGAUACUUCCACUGUGCCAGCCACCAUGCGACUCGGCUCAAACACUGUGCUAAUGAGCAUGGCAACGCUCGUCCUUGGCGCCCGUAGAGAUUUUCCACAUCAUAGAGUGCUCAGUCGACAGGCGGCAGGUGUAACGGGGCAAUCGAUCAUCCCUGAUCUCCUUGAAGGAUUGGAAAAAAAUCCGGCACUCGAGGUCGGGAUCGGGAUCAACGUCAACAUCUCUGCUGAUCUCGACCUCGACCUCGGAGGCUUCCAAUAUGGUUCAGACAAGAUCAGAGGAGUGAAUCUGGGAGGUUGGCUCGUCCUCGAAAAGUGGCUGAUGCCUGAAUUGUUCAACGAGACUGGCAACGCCAGUAUCAUCGAUGAAUGGACUUGGGGAGAGUAUCAACCUCGAGACCAAGCGGAAUCUCUGAUGAAGCAGCACUGGGAGACUUGGAUCACAGAAGAUGAUUUCCGACAGAUCGCCGCACUUGGACUGACGCACGUCCGUAUACCUAUUGGGUACUGGGCCUUUCAAGUCGGGCCCGGCGAACCUUAUAUCACGGGCCAACAGACGUACCUGGACAAGGGGAUCGAAUGGGCGCGCGAGAACGGGAUCAAAGUCCUUAUUGACCUGCAUGGGGUACCUGGAUCUCAGAAUGGGAAUGAUCAUUCGGGUCGAGCGGGACCCAUCGACUGGUACAACAACGCGACCAAUGUCAAUCGGACUCUGGAGGUGGUCCGUCAGAUCGCUCAGAAAUACACCUUACCGCCAUACAGCGAUGUCGUGACGAUGUUCGAAUUGAUCAACGAGCCUUCCGUCUGGAUCUCACCACUAUUUGCUACAGUCUUGAAGCAGUAUUACCUUGACGCGUAUGAGAUCGUUCGAAGACCUUUCGGGGAAUUUGGACCGACGACAGAUAUCAUCGUAUUGCUUCAGGAUGGGUUCCAACCGAUGACUUGGUGGGGCGAUUUCAUGACCCCAAAUUAUAACGGAGGGGAUUAUGAGAGGGUAUGGAUGGACAACCACUAUUACCAAGCUUUCAAUCCUUCUUAUGGUCUAUUGGACGCCGCUGGGCAUAUCAAUACCACAUGUAACGAAGCUGGCGUUAACUUUGCCCAAGCUCAACUCCCUAUCGUUGACGGAGAAUGGUCCAUGGGACUCUGGGGCUGCCUCGCCAAUGACGGCGUGGCACAGCCAAAUGUAGGUACCUGCAAUGAUGCCGAUCCAAACUUUGGCUCUGGCUACGUCCGAUUCAACCGAGCCUACUGGGAUGUUCAGACACAAAUCUACGAGCAAGUAGGUAACGGUCAGGGAUGGUUCUAUUGGACAUGGAAGAAUCAUAUUGAUUCACCUGAAUGGGGAUAUCAACUUGCCGUCCAAGAUGGAUGGUUCCCUCAAGACGUGACGGAUCACGUCCACACUCGAACAGAGCUAUGCCACAUUGUCGUUAUCAGGGACGAACCACGAUGAAGCAUGAGUGUGUGCCUCGGAAAGACGCCUCUCAUCUAGGACUUUUAUGCAUAAAACGAUAGCCUACAUGUAUGCCCAGGGAGGUUGCCGCAAGCGGUGUUCAUCCCAUUUUUUGCCCGCUCUCUUAACCGGGCAUUUCCUUCUUUUGAUUCCGUCAUCGUUGGUGGCCAUAUAUGAACGGGCUCAUUAUACCAUAGGUUACUCCCCCUCUACCUCUCGAUCACUUCCAAUCUUAUAUAACAUUCUGACGCCUGUAGCAGCAGCAUCUGGUGGAUCGUGGUGCUCACUUGGAAGCCGAGUGGACCGAUUUGCCCCUGUCAUCUCUGCUUACAACCUUCAGUGACGGCAUAAUCACCUUCAGCACCGCUUCGCUGGCUGACUUUUUUUCCUUCUACCCUUUGGCUCCCCUCUUCUACAAACCGUUUUAUUAUUAUUUACAUCGCCUCUCGGGACACACUACAGACAACGCUCAAGA
This is a messenger RNA of Kockovaella imperatae, 2007 nucleotides long. RefSeq names its product glycoside hydrolase superfamily. Lineage: Eukaryota; Fungi; Basidiomycota; Tremellomycetes; Tremellales; Cuniculitremaceae. The record is from RefSeq and is a predicted model, not a curated record. Gene Ontology annotation, molecular function: beta-glucosidase activity. Gene Ontology annotation, biological process: glucan catabolic process. Gene Ontology annotation, cellular component: cell surface; extracellular region. Bases 105 to 1532 code for a protein of 475 amino acids. The transcript is spliced from 8 exons.